Messenger RNA from Halichondria panicea, 1484 nucleotides. Its product is annotated as serine carboxypeptidase S10 family member 1-like. The record is from RefSeq and is a predicted model, not a curated record. Gene Ontology annotation, molecular function: serine-type carboxypeptidase activity. The coding region runs from base 46 to 1326 and encodes 426 amino acids. Gene Ontology annotation, biological process: proteolysis. Lineage: Eukaryota; Metazoa; Porifera; Demospongiae; Suberitida; Halichondriidae. The transcript has 11 exons.
CGAGACUAGUCACAUGCAUGUACGUACGUCUAUUGAAAAGCUAAGAUGGCUUCUAGUUUGCUGUUAGCCACACUUCUGCUCCUGCCCUGUCUUUCCUCUUGUGCCUUCCCCUGGCCAGACAAUGUCACACAGCACAAGGGAUACAUUGAGGUGAAUAAGACUCAUGGAGCGAACCUGUUCUACUGGUUCUUCGAGAGUCGUCAGACCCCUGAGAAGGACCCCCUGGUGGUGUGGCUCACUGGGGGGCCGGGCUGCUCAAGCAUGCUGGCUCUCCUUGUUGAGAAUGGCCCCUUCCUUAUUCCCGAGGGCAAGACUGAACCAGAGAUCAACAAAUAUGGCUGGAACUCAUUUACCAACGUGAUGUUUAUUGACCAGCCUGUUGGCACUGGGUUCUCGUACGUCACUAGUCCCCUGGGUUACGUCACUAACGAGAAGACCAUCGGCAAAGAGCUCUGGACUAUGAUACAGGAGUUCUACACUUUGUACCCAAAGUAUGCCAACCUGGACCUCUACAUUGUGGGAGAGAGCUAUGCUGGGCACUACGUCCCUGCCACUGCUCAGGUCAUCCUGGAGAGCAACUCUGUCUAUGUCAAGAAUCUGAAGGGAAUUGGCAUUGGGAACGGAUGGGUAGACCCGUACAUUCAGUACCAAGCAUAUGCACAGUUUGCCUUGCAAAAUAAGCUGAUCAACGAGUCGACAGUCAAGAUAGCCGGUGUCAUGUACGACGCCUGCAAGUUGCUAAUAGACACUGGUGUGUGGUUGGCUGCCUUCCCCGAAUGUCAGAUUAUUGAGACGUUUGUGUUGGAGGCUGCUAAGCUUCACUUGGGACGUAGCAUCAAUGUGUACGACAUACGCAAGAAGUGCGAAGAUCCUCCACUCUGCUACGACUUCUCCAGGGUGGACACAUUUUUGAACCGUAAGGAUGUUCAAGCAGACCUAGGGGUGAAUCGCAAAUGGGAGUCCUGUACGACAGGCGUACACUUCCUGUUGCUUGGUGACUGGAUCAAGGACUUCAAGUCGGCUACUGGGAAAGUCCUAGACCAGGGUCGGAGGGUGGUUGUGUACAGCGGGAAGGAGGACUACAUCUGUAACUAUCUCGGGGGAUCAGAGUGGACCAACGUGACUCAGUGGAAAAACCAGGAUGAGUUUGAGAAGGCAUCCCUUGUUCCGUGGCAGGAUGGAGAGGGAGAAGUGUUUGGGCAGGUCAAGAGUGGUGGAGGGCUCUCCUUCGUACAGGUGGAGAGAGCAGGGCACAUGGUACCCAUGGACCAGCCUAUAGCAGCUCUGGACAUAUUGGACCACCUGGUCAACUCUCCUUUCCCUUGAGCAACUUCCCCCCCCCCCCCUCCUCGAACUGUGAACAUGAAGAUAAACUUUGAACUGUAACACAUUUACUGUAAUAAUUUUUUACUAACACUUAUAUUAUAAGUUUCGUAACAAUCAUGCCAAAUAAAACCAAAAAUAAUGAUUAUUUGUACAACAGU